This is a messenger RNA of Anoplopoma fimbria (sablefish), 1267 nucleotides long. RefSeq names its product adaptor related protein complex 1 subunit sigma 2 (gene ap1s2). Bases 191 to 664 code for a protein of 157 amino acids. Gene Ontology annotation, cellular component: membrane coat; AP-1 adaptor complex; intracellular membrane-bounded organelle. The record is from RefSeq and is a predicted model, not a curated record. Gene Ontology annotation, biological process: intracellular protein transport; vesicle-mediated transport. Lineage: Eukaryota; Metazoa; Chordata; Actinopteri; Perciformes; Anoplopomatidae. Gene Ontology annotation, molecular function: clathrin-cargo adaptor activity. The transcript is spliced from 5 exons.
AAUCACAGCGCUGCUGACUUCAUCGUUGCCUCACCAGCGACCACCAUCCGCUAGCUGCGUUAGCAUCAGUCUGGAUGAGGAGCUACGCUGCGGAGACACCGACACAUCUGUUUACUGAACUCCCUCCGGUUAUGUUUAAAUCUGGACUUCACUGAACUUAACAGUCGUCCAACGAAAGACCCCGCGGAAGAUGCAGUUCAUGCUGUUGUUCAGCCGGCAGGGAAAGCUGCGGUUACAGAAAUGGUACGUGCCUCUGUCUGACAAGGAGAGGAAGAAGAUCUCCAGAGACCUGGUCCAGACCAUACUGGCCAGGAAGCCCAAGAUGUGCAGCUUCUUGGAGUGGAGGGACCUCAAGAUUGUGUACAAGAGAUACGCCAGCCUGUAUUUCUGCUGUGCAGUCGAGGAUCAGGAUAAUGAGCUGAUCACCCUGGAGAUCAUCCACAGAUACGUGGAGCUGCUGGACAAAUAUUUCGGCAGUGUGUGCGAGUUGGACAUUAUCUUUAACUUUGAGAAGGCCUACUUCAUCCUGGAUGAGUUCCUGCUGGGCGGAGAGGCACAGGAGACGUCCAAGAAGAACGUGCUGAAGGCCAUCGAGCAGGCCGACCUGCUGCAGGAGGAGGCCGAGGCACCACGGAGCGUUUUAGAAGAAAUUGGGCUGACAUAAAUCCUGAUGCUGCUGCCUGGCAGCUCCUUCUCCACAGCUGCAGAUCUGGCAACCCUCCACCUCUCUUUCCCGUCUUUUCUCCUGUGUCAGUGUUGUAUGUAUAUAAUCACCACCUAUGUACUGUAUUACUCUGUUCUGUACUAUCCAGUAAUGUCCUUUUCAAUGUGGUGCCAACUGUGGUUUGAAUGUGCCUCCUAUGAACAAGCUCCCUCGCUGUAUUCUGCAGUACUAUUAGCAUAACUUCACACCCCAAACUUCCUAAAACUCCACACAGUACAAUGUAGCGAAGACAUGAAAACUGCAGCAUCAUAUUAAGAUCAUCUAUCAUCACAUGUUUGGCUUAAAAGGGAUUUUUAAGGUGCUGUUGAAGACGCAGAUGGAGAUUCUCGGUGUGAAUAACCUUCGUAUUUGAGUCUAAGAGCUAAGCAUCCGAAUUCAUGAAAAAUAAAUAUACAGCGAGGGUCAUUUAAUAGAAUUCCAAACUGAUACUUGGUCCUCUGCAGAAAAACACAGGAUUUUACCUUGUUUCUCAAGAGCAAAAUUCUAAUGCAUUAUUUGAUUUAAUAUAAAUCCAGCAAAAAAAAAAAAACCCUCCGUAGUUAA